Molecule: messenger RNA, 1756 nt
Organism: Lecanosticta acicola
Lineage: Eukaryota; Fungi; Ascomycota; Dothideomycetes; Mycosphaerellales; Mycosphaerellaceae
Source: the annotation of a GenBank genome assembly
AUGUUCGCGGCAGUUGUCCUCGCAGGCCUUGCCUCCACGGCAAUGGCCUCCUUGGCUGGCAGUCCUCCUCAGUACGGUGCUCCUCAAUACGCUCCUCCGGAAUAUCAGCCACCAGUCUACUCGCCGCCCAAUUGGAACACAACCGCAACCACGAGCUACCCUCCAAAGACGACCACCUCGUCGACCUCCUGUUCGACCACCCCGUCGACCACCUCGUCGACCACCUCGUCGACCACCUCGUCGACCACCUCGUCGACCACCUCUUCGACCACUUCUUCCACCUCCUGUUCGACCACCCCGUCGACUGUCCCGUCGACCACCUCGUCGACCACCUCGUCGACCACCUCGUCGACCACCUCGUCGACUGUCCCGUCGACCACCUCGUCGACUGUCCCGUCGACCACAUCGUCGACUACAACGGUCUACCACUCGUUCACUCCCUCUGUGCCGGUCUACCCAAUUCCAGGGAAGAACACAACAACGCCAGUCUAUCCUACAGCGCCAGUGACUACGACGGAGCGGACCACGGUCUACACGACGACGUGAGUUCAACAUCGCUACAUUUCAGAUGAUCUAGGCUAACGUGAUUAGUUGCCCUGUCACUUCAAAGUACACUUCUGGAACAACAACCCUCACAAGAACUUUGACCAAGACAUCGGUUGUCACGACUACCUACAAGACGACUGCACCGUGCACCACCUCCACCUCCACAACCGCACCCGUCUCCCCAAUAACCAGCGAGACCACCAACCUUACCACCUCCACCAUCUACUCGACCACUGAGAUCACGGUCACCUCCUGUGGUCCUGAGGUCCCCAAUUGUCCCGCCAAAUCGACGGUCAUCACCACCAAGACAAUUCCAAUUUCGACUACCAUCUGCCCGGUCACUACCCCCACGACCACCCCCGAGAAGCCUGUCCCAACUCCCUACUCGCCACCAGCUCCACCUAACGCAAUUACAUACACAACAUCAACUCCACCUAAGCCAACCACGGUCACCGUUGAGACGACUCUGUACAGCACGUACUGCCCAGUCACAGAGACCACAGUCACGAGCGGAACUACCAUCACCAAGACGUACUCGACUUACUCGACGAUCACAAGCGUGGUUACCAAGCCUGUCCCAACUACCUCCACACCACCACCACCACCAGAGUACUCUCCAUCAAGCUCGCCUGUUUCUCCCGUGGCUCCACCAGAGACAACUACCUCCACGCCACCACCACCACCACCACCACCAGCGUACUCUCCAUCAAGCUCGCCUGUUUCCCCCGUGGCUCCACCAGAGACAUCUACCUCCACGCCACCAUCACCACCGCCACCAGUCUACUCUGCACCACCAGCGUACUCUCCACCAAGCUCGCCUGUUUCUCCAGUGGCUCCACCAGAGACACAGACGGUCACUGUUCUCACUGCCGUCCCAUGCCCAACUUGCGUUGAGGGCACGACUGUCUUGACCAAGACCUACGAGCAGCCAACUGCACCGGCUUACUCGCCACCGGCCGUCGUCGUCACUCCGCUGCCAAGCCCACCAAUUUCUACUACCCCGGUCUCCCCGGUCGGCACAGCUCCCCCGGCACCACCGGUCUACGGCGGCGGCAACACCACCGUUCCCGUUCCAUCCAGUCCAACUACGACCUCCCCAGUCAGCUCGACCACCCCAACUACUCCGGUUUCUUACACUGGCGCCGCUUCUGCCCAGAAGCCAAUCAUUGGUCUCCUCGCGGGUGCAGCUGCAUUGAUUGCCCUAGCAUGA